GGGAAACGUCAGAAAUUAACUGGCAGAUCGCCAUCGGGUGAAUUCUACCUCAAAAUCACUCCGAAAGUCAUAAAAAAGGUGAGAUUGAUGAUCCCAUGGGUGCGAGAGCAGAUUGCGGAGGCCUGGCAUAGCAGAAAGAGCUCAAGGACAUCCGAAAGGGGGUCCUUGGCUCUUUCUACUCCUGGAAGUGAUAGCAAGAGUGAUAUACCAAUGUUUAUGGCCCCAUCAACAUCAUCGGAUACAUUCAACGUCAACGUCAUCAGCCUCGAAGGUGAAAUUCUGCAGAUACCGUCGAAGCCAUGGUACACGAUUGAUAAACUCAAAUUGCUCGCCACGAGGCACUUCUACGGGGUCGAACACACCCAUUCACCUUCUACUCUCCGUCUGGUCCGUCCACGUGACUCAAAGCCCCUUCUAGAUUCAAAACAGUUGCUUGAGGAGGAGAUAAAGCCUUCCGAUGAGCUCCUGCUGACGUUAAUUCGCCCUCCACCCUCGGAAGAUCAUCCCGAGGAGCUCCUCAAGGGGCCCAGCCUCGAGGCCAUAAACAAAGCGACUUCCCACCUGCCACCACCAGCCCCUCCAAGACCCUCACCAUCCACCGACUGUCCCGCCGAUUUCCAAACGGAAAUUCGAAAGAUCCUGAUAACCCUCGUCCAGGCGUCAGCGAAAAUUCUGAGUCAAUCGCCGGAGGCACCAAAGCUCUCGGAAAUAAUCCGAGAAAAAUUGCAGCAACGAUCACAACCACCGAACGAUCCAAAAACCGUUAAAUACCUGACAGACAUUGGAUUUCCAGAAGGGCAAGUCCUCAAGGCCCUGAAAAUCAAGAAGAUGAACACCUCCGAGGCCCUGGAUUGGUUGAUAGAUCAUCAAGACGAAGAGGACGACGAGGAAGAGGAUUUGGGGCUGCCUGCACCCGUGGAGAAUCCACCAGAGGGCUCACAUGAGCCGUCAGGGUCCGGCCCAUCGACGGAGCGGAGGAAAUCCUUCAAAUCUGGCUUCAGUGAUUUCUUCAAAAUCAAGACCCCAGAGGGUUCCAGGGAGAAUCUUGUGACUCUGGUUAGUGUUCUUCUCCAGAGUUUCAGGCAGUACAAACGCCUGGAGUUCAGGCCCAGCUCCAGAAUCAAGGAGAGCCUCGUGGAGAUGGGCUUCGAGGAGAAGAAGGUAGUGGAGACCCUGAAAAUAACGGGAAAUAAUCAAAACAGCGCCUGCGAGUGGCUUCUUGGGGCCAGGAGACGGAGUCUCCAGGAUCUCGAUGAGGGGCUCGAUGAGACUGGGCCAAUUUAUCAGGCUAUCAUGAUGAAUCCACACAUACAGUUGAGCUUGACUAAUCCAAAGAUGAUGAUGGCUUAUUUGUCGAUUUUGGAGACACCAUCGUCUACCAGUAUUUGGAUCAAUGAUCCUGAGGUAUCGCCGGUGUUGAGUCAAAUUUUUAAGACUUAUCACUCGGAGAAACAUGUGAUUCAUAUGAAUCGGUAUGAAAAUAGCUAGCGAAGGGGUGAGGAUGUUGGAUGGGACAAUGGGGAUCUUGAUAGGAUUUGGGAUGGUGAAGAUAUUGAGGAAUUUAUGGGCGAUGGUGAGGCCAGGGGAUUGGGUAACGGCAGGAGGUGGGAUACAUUUCGCAGGUCCAGCAUCUGGGGUAGGCGAGUUGGGUGGAUAACUAGGGGAUGAAGCUGACAUAUUUUCUUACGAAUUUUGGAGGAGAAUCUGGUCUAGGAUUGCCCAGUUCAAUCGAAAUAGAUCAAUAGUAGAGAUUAAAAAUUAAGAAUUUAUUGCUUAUCGCAAUGUUGAAAGUUGAUGCUAUUAUAUGAAAAUUAGAUAAAUUGAUUGCUUGUUAAACGUCGAUGUGAAGAAUAUUGUGAAGAAUAUUGUACGGUAUUGAUUAAUACAUUUUUUUAGGAAUGAGGAGAGGAUUUUCGAAGGGCAACACGAGUUUUCGUGUUGCAUGAAAAUUCAGGGCUUUCUGUUUUUACUGGAUUGAUUGCAUUGAUUUAUCAGAUUUUCCGUUUGCGUGAUUGAGGGAGUGUCUGGGGUGGAAAUGGAGUCGGGGAUUUGAUUGUGCUUCGAGGCUUUCAUAUACGUUCGAUAUUUUGGUUGACAGGGAGAAUUUUAUUUCCGAUUGAAUAAUUUUCUGGGUAAUAUGCACCGGGAGGAUUAUAAAAAUUACGAUCUCAAAUGAAAGUAGAAAUAUCGAUUAGUGGAAGAAUUGUUCUUUUUCUGAAGCGAAACUGUAAUUUUUUAUUAUUUCUCUUUUAUUUGUAAAAAUUCUCCGUGCAGAGACGCACAUUAAAAGAUGUUACUCACUUGUAUCGAAAUUGUAGAGAUGAAUUUAGAAAGUGAAAGAAAAAAUAAAAUAUUUUUCCCAUGA
Fopius arisanus is the source of this 2365-nucleotide messenger RNA. RefSeq names its product Kip1 ubiquitination-promoting complex subunit 2 (gene Kpc2). The record is from RefSeq and is a predicted model, not a curated record. Lineage: Eukaryota; Metazoa; Arthropoda; Insecta; Hymenoptera; Braconidae. Gene Ontology annotation, cellular component: ubiquitin ligase complex. Bases 88 to 1488 code for a protein of 466 amino acids. Gene Ontology annotation, molecular function: protein binding. The transcript has 3 exons.